Messenger RNA from Polypterus senegalus (gray bichir), 1544 nucleotides. RefSeq names its product aspartate dehydrogenase domain containing (gene aspdh). The transcript has 8 exons. The coding region runs from base 173 to 1033 and encodes 286 amino acids. The record is from RefSeq and is a predicted model, not a curated record. Gene Ontology annotation, biological process: NAD+ biosynthetic process. Gene Ontology annotation, molecular function: NADP binding; L-aspartate dehydrogenase [NAD(P)+] activity. NCBI's taxonomy places the organism in Eukaryota, Metazoa, Chordata, Cladistia, Polypteriformes, Polypteridae.
UGUUAGCAUUGUGGCUGCAAAAUAUUGCUAAGUCUAAUUUGCAAAGAGUCUUGUAAAGUACAAAUCGUGAAAUACCUCUAUAAGCUUAAGCCUUGAUAUAGGUAUCCCCAAGACAAUAAUAGAUUGAAGGCAGAAGAGCAACUUCAGGUCUGAAAGCUAUUGGUAAACAUCAAUGACUGCAAUGCACAAAACCAGAAGAGUGGGAAUUGUUGGAUAUGGCCAUCUUGGUCAGUAUCUUGUUGAGAAAAUAAAGCAAGAUGGUGAUUCAUUAGGCCUGGAAAUUGCUUUUGUAUGGAAUCGAAGUAUACAGAAACUUGAUGGAAAGAUUCCAGACUCACUGCAGCUGAAAAACCUGGAAGACUUCGAAGGCAGGAAGGCUCAUUUGAUUGUAGAAGUGUCUCACCCUCAGAUUGCACAAGACUAUGGAGAGUUGUUCUUGAGGCAUGCAGAUUUUAUGAUUGGGUCCCCAACAGCUUUGGCAGAUUCCAAGCUAGAAAUUACUUUACGGAAUACUGCAUUUAACUAUGAACAUACACUUUAUGUUCCAAGUGGAGCUUUCUGGGGAGGAGAAGAUAUUCAGAAAAUGGCUGAUAUAGGAACACUUAAGGCCCUCAAGGUUACAAUGUCCAAGCAUCCCUCCUGUUUUAGACUUGUGGACUUUCUAGCAUCACAACUACCUCCUACAGGGGUUCCUGGUAGAAAGAUUCUCUUCUGUGGUCCUGUACGGGAUCUUUGUCCACUUGCUCCCAACAAUGUCAACACUAUGGCUGCUGCAGCAAUAGCUGGCCACAACCUGGGCUUCAGUGGAGUCACUGGCUGUCUUGUAGCUGACCCAGAGUUAGUUGAUUGGCAUUUAGUAGAAAUUGAAGUGACAGGUCCUGAAUUUGAAAAUUCUGGGAAACUGUUUUCUGUUAAGACAGUGCGAUCCAACCCUGCUGAACUGGGAGCAGUGACUGGGAAUGCAACUUAUCAGUCUUUUUGGAGCAGUUUGCUUGCCUGCAAGGGGCAUGGUGGACGUGUAUACCUGUGCUGAAGAAAACUGAAUCAUUUGAACUGAAAACAGCUUGUGAAGACCUGCAUAUAGCUACAGUAAUUCUCUCUCAAUCUUAAGUUAUCAGUACAGCAUACCCUUAAGAGGUUUGCCAUUAUCAUUGUAAUUAAAUAUUGUGCUUUGCACAAUAAACUCAUAAAUUAAUUUCAAAAGGUUAAGAGAAAAGUGAAAACAGAUAUUUACAUAUAUGUGAAUAUCUUUUUUUUGCUUCCAUAAAUAUUCAGAGACCAAAACUGCAAAUCUAUACAUUUUCAGAGUUAAUAUUUCUUAUGCUAACUAUUUCACAGAGGAUUAAACUAAGCUGUUUUGCAGACUUCUACUUGUUUUUAUUGUGAUAUUAAGGGAAAUUUAACAUCUGAGCAACCACAGUUUUUAUUAAAAUAUCAAAGUGUAUAGUACACAGCCAGAGUGUGACUUAAGCAGUUUCUGAAAUUAUCCUGUUACCAUCUUAAUGGUGCCAUUAAAGUUUCUUUGUAAUGCUGGAAUUACUCUA